AUAAAACAAGGCACAAUUCUCAGCUAACAUUUGGAGGGGUUGAUAUCAGGAGACAUGCAUGUUAGUCUUUUAUUGACAGUGACAUUAAUGUUUAUUACAAGGGUUUCCCCUGAGUUUGGGGAUAAUUUAGGCACCUGUAUCCUCCAAGGUGACCCACAGCUCCCUGCUCUCUUCAAGGAUGGAGACUUUGUUGUUGGAGGGGCUUUUACCAUUCAUUAUUAUCUGAGGACAGAGAAGCACACCUACACUAGACGGCCACAACCACUAGUGUGCAGUGGCAGCAUGGACUUUAGAGAGCUACGCUUUGCUCGUGCCUUACAGUAUGCCAUCCAAGAGAUCAACAACAGCUCUGAUCUCUUACCAGGCAUUACUUUAGGGUACCACAUAUAUGACUCUUGUGCAUCUGUGCCAAUGGUAAUGAAAGUAGCUGUUCAACUUACCAAUGGAUUAGAUCUCUUAUUCAACGACACUGGAUCCUGUGUAAAAUCUGCUGCAGUUAUCGCAUUAGUUGGAGAAUCUGGUUCCACUGCGGCUAUAAGCACUUCAAGACUUUUCGGUCGUUUUGGAAUUCCACAGGUGAGUCAUUACGCAACAUGCGCAUGUCUCAGUGACAAGCGUCAGCAUCCUACUUUCUUCAGGACCAUCCCCAGCGAUCACCAUCAAGCGGCAGCAUUGGCACAGAUGGUUAAGCGCUUCGGAUGGACGUGGAUCGGGGCUGUGCGCAGUGACUCAGACUAUGGGAACAAUGGCAUGGCAUCAUUCCUGAAAGCUGCAGAGCAGGAGGGAAUCUGUGUGGAAUAUUCCGAGGCCUACUACAGGACUCAGCCACGCAGCAAACUGAAAAGGGUCGCGGAUGUCAUUCGUAGGUCAACAGUUCAUGUAAUAGUUGCCUUCAUGGCAGCAGGUGAUAUGAGAUUUCUGCUAGAAGAGCUGAGCCAGCAGCCUCCUCCCCCGUUACAGUGGAUUGGGAGCGAGGCAUGGGUUACAGACCCACAAAUGCUGCGGUUUAAUUUGUGUAUCGGUGCUGUGGGUUUUGCAAUUCCCCGGUCUGUUAUCCCAGGUUUUCGUAAUUUUCUACUUGACAUGUCUCCAGAACAAGCGCUGAAUUUUCCCCUGCUGACAGAAUUCUGGGAAAGCUCAUUCAGCUGUAGUCUAAAACGACAGACAGGUUCUUCUGCUGAUAUGCCAGCUUGUGAUGGCAGGGAGAACCUGCGUGCUUUACAGAACCCCUACACAGACACGUCCCAGUUACGGAUCACUAACAUGGUGUACAAAGCCACAUAUGCUAUAGCUCAUGCCCUCCACGGCAUUAUCUGUAACAAAAAGCAGUGCGACAAAAACAUCAAAGUUGAACCCUGGCAGGUUUUUUAUCAGCUGAAGCAAGUAAACUUUAUCAAAAAUAAUUAUUCGGUCUCAUUUGAUACCAAUGGAGACCCUGUGGCCACAUAUGAACUUGUGAAUUGGCAGCUUCAGGGAGACGGUUCAGUUGAUUUUGUGACAGUGGGUCAAUAUGAUGCAUCCAAGCCUAAAGGCCAAGAAUUCAGUCUGAGCAAAUCUAUAAUUUGGUAUGAUGGCAGUGAAAAGGUGCCUGUGUCUGUAUGCAGUGAGAGCUGUCCUCCAGGUACAAGGAAGGCUGUGAGAAAAGGAAGACCUAUCUGCUGUUAUGACUGUAUUAACUGCGCAGAUGGUGAGAUUAGCAAUGAGACAGAUUCUUUAGAUUGUCUCAGAUGCCUGCCUCAGUAUUGGCCCAAUAAUGAGAAGGACAAGUGUUUUCCUAAACCAGUGGAGUUUCUCUCCUGGGAUGAGAUCCUUGGGACUAUGCUGGCUGCUUUCUCUAUUGCUGGCUCUUUAGCAGCUUUUAGCAUAACUUUAGUAUUCUACAAAAACAGGGCUUCUCCGAUAGUAAGAGCCAACAACUCAGAGCUAAGCUUCAUGUUGCUCUUCUCAUUGACUCUGUGUUUCCUCUGUUCACUUACUUUCAUUGGUCGUCCCACUGAGUGGUCCUGUAUGUUACGUCACACAGCAUUUGGCAUCACUUUUGUCCUCUGUAUCUCUUGUGUUCUGGGGAAAACAAUAGUAGUGUUAAUGGCCUUCAAAGCUACAAUUCCAGGAAGUAAUGUCAUGAAAUGUUUUGGGCCUCUUCAACAGAGAUUCAGUGUUUUUGGUUUCACUCUAAUACAGAUACUUAUAUGUGUGCUUUGGUUAACAAUAUCCCCACCAGUUCCUUACAAUAAUAUGCAACAUUACAAAGAAAAAAUAAUUCUAGAAUGCAGUUUAGGAUCAGCUAUAGGUUUCUGGGCUGUACUAGGUUAUAUUGGCCUGCUAGCUUUCCUUUGCUUUGUUUUAGCUUUUCUAGCACGAAAGCUACCUGAUAAUUUCAAUGAGGCGAAAUUCAUCACAUUCAGCAUGCUCAUAUUCUGUGCUGUAUGGAUCACUUUUGUUCCAGCUUAUGUCAGCUCUCCAGGGAAAUUCACGGUGGCCGUGGAGAUAUUUGCUAUUUUAGCUUCAAGCUUUGGUCUGAUUCUCUGUAUUUUUGCCCCUAAGUGUUUUAUUAUUGUCUUUAGACCAGAGCAGAAUACCAAAAAACACUUAAUGGGUAAAAUACCAACAAAAGCCCUCUAAAACACACAAAAUUAGAUAUCAAAUGAUUUUACU
Molecule: messenger RNA, 2655 nt
Organism: Carassius auratus (goldfish)
Lineage: Eukaryota; Metazoa; Chordata; Actinopteri; Cypriniformes; Cyprinidae
Product: extracellular calcium-sensing receptor-like
Exons: 6
Coding region: 55-2622 (855 amino acids)
Biological process (GO): G protein-coupled receptor signaling pathway
Cellular component (GO): plasma membrane
Molecular function (GO): G protein-coupled receptor activity
Source: RefSeq, a predicted model, not a curated record